AUGAGGGCAAACCUGAAUAUAGACACAGGCAGGAGGUACCUCCAACAUACCCACGCGAACACAUCGUGGAGAAGCACCAAAGAGAACAGGCACUACAAAGGGAAAGACCUAAAUUUAUGCACGCCGUUCAACCAUACGGCCAACUUAUGCCACGAACGAAUGGACGGAAAUUUUUACACCUACGAUAUAAGCGCAACAAUUUUCAGGCUGCUAAAAUUUGUACACAAAUUGCAGCAAAGGGAGGGUCCCAAUGUAACUGACCAAACAAGCAGUGAAAACAUGUCUCCCAAUUAUCAAGUGGACAAACUAUUUUACUGCUACGCUUCGAUUUAUAACAAUAUAAGCAAAAAUUUAUUUUUAAAAUUAACGCUGGAGUUUUUAAAAUCCCCCGCACUUCACAAAAAGAUGACACAAAAUGGGGAAUUUUAUCAGCAAGUGCUCUGCGAAAUAGUAAAGUGUGCAGAUGGCCCUGAAAAAAUGGACAAGUGUUUUUUUUACGAAUAUGUAAUUAAAAUUUUAUCUGUCAUUUUGAAGAAUAAAAACGCCUUCAACGAUAUGUACCAAAGGGUAUUUUUCCAGGAUGUAUUAAAAAUGAUACGUGGGGAAAACAAUAUAAAUUAUUUUAUAAAAAAUUUUACGUUUUUAAUUUCGUGUAUUUCUUUGUAUAAAAGGAGGCUAAAAAAAGAGGUCCAUUUCAACAGGCCAAAUGGGGAUGUCCAAAUGGAGUACCUCGCACAGGAUAAUGAGACACUCCUCGUGCAGAAGAAAAAACAACUUUUACAAGAGUGCCUUCCAAUUAUCCUGGACAUUUUUAACAAACUCCAGGAGUACAAUCACCUGAACGAUGUGGACAUUUGCAACAUUGUUGACUUCCUAAAUGAGUUUAAGCAAUCGCAUAAAAUAAAAUCCGCCAUCUGUAGAGAUAUACAUAAAUAUUUCAAGCCAUCAAGCGAUAUGAAGCAUUUGUGUUUGAUUUUGUACCUCCUCACGCAGUCGAAAAAUGAGGAGACGCAGCUCACCCAGGUGGCCUACACACACGUGUACGAUAUUAUAUGUUGCAGGCGCAGUGACUUGACCGAUCCGAAAAAUGUGAACCUUUUUCUGCUGGGCGUCACAAGAUGGCGCCGCAAGGUGGGCGUCCAGCAGAGAAGGGGUACCCCCGUUGGGAGGGGUACCAUUGGAAGGGACACCCGCAGAGGUGGGCAUCCGGACGGGGAUGCAGAAAGGCCGCUGAGGAGGAUGAAAACCCACUCAGCAAAGUGCAGAGAUAUGCUGCAAAAUUCCUAUGGAGCCAAAUCGAAAAGCGCAAACCUGCAUUUAUGCCAACUCGUGCGACACAAUUUUUUCAAAAAGCAGAAAAUGAAGAAGGAAAAAAAAAUGUACUUUUGGAUUAAACACCGCUUUCUGCAGUUUGUGAAAAAGGGACAGUUAAGCAGUAAAUAUGUCAAAACGUUUUACCAGUAUUUUUUGCCCUACCAUAUAAGUAAAAAGUGCACGAGAAAAAAGAGUUAUAUAUCCCCCCUAACGAUUGUAAAGAAGGUGGGAAAAGUGUGA
Molecule: messenger RNA, 1554 nt
Organism: Plasmodium vivax (malaria parasite P. vivax)
Lineage: Eukaryota; Apicomplexa; Aconoidasida; Haemosporida; Plasmodiidae
Exons: 1
Coding region: 1-1554 (517 amino acids)
Source: RefSeq, a predicted model, not a curated record